UCCACUCUCAGAGACAGAUCGCGUGUCGCACACAGACUGUCUCUCCUAUGAUUCAUUCAUUCAGCAUUAAAAAGGACCGUUAUCAGGCAGCGGAUGGUGAUCGUGAAGCGCUAGGCGGGCGGACAGUGCUGCUAAUGAUGGAGGGACAGUGCAGUCGCUGUAAGAUCGUGGUGGUCGGUGACACACAGUGUGGGAAAACGGCGCUGCUGCAUGUGUUCGCCAAGGACAGCUAUCCAGAGAGUUAUGUGCCCACGGUGUUUGAGAAUUACACAGCAAGCUUUGAGAUCGAUAAACAUCGCAUCGAGCUGAACAUGUGGGACACAUCAGGGUCCUCGUAUUAUGAUAAUGUACGGCCUCUGGCGUAUCCAGACUCUGAUGCUGUGCUCAUCUGUUUUGAUAUCAGCAGACCAGAGACCUUGGACAGCAUCCCUAAGAAGUGGCAGGUCGAGGCUCAGGAGUAUUGUCCUAAUGCAAAGUUGGUGUUGGUUGGCUGUAAGCUGGAUAUGAGAACAGAUGUCAGCACCUUACGAGAACUGUCCAAACAGAGGCUCAUACCAGUCACACAUGAACAGGGGAGUCUACGAGCCCGUGAGUUGGGCGCAGUUGCAUAUGUGGAGUGUUCGUCCCGUAUGUGCGUGAACAGCGUCCGAGACGUCUUUCACAUCACCACGCUCGUGUCUGUCAGACGUGGCCCCGCCCCAAGCCUCAAGCGAAGCUCAUCACGCCGCACUCUCAAGCGCAUAUCUAAUCAGCCUCUACUGCCAGUCAGCUCAGAAGCCACACCCCUUGAACCCGCCCCUACCCUCAGGGAGGACAGAGCCAAGAGCUGCACAAUCAUGUAGACUCAAAUGCACGUACUUAUGCACAUCUGCACAUGCACACACAGUCACAGUGGUGUGUAUGAAUUGAGAAGAUAUGUGCAGAAAACAGACUGAUUCUCUGUAUUUACGGGACAUUGAGGGUCAUAUUUUUUUUCAUAUAUGGCCUAUAGGACUGUACAGAACAGUGUGAAUACAUAAUACAGAGGAGUUCUAUUUAUUAAUUCUUACUUUGCUUUUAUUUUUGUCAUUGUGUUUUAUGUAGCAGACCUAAGUGUCACAAAGUGUGUAAAGCAUAAGUAAAAGAAUAAAAAAAAAUAUUUGGAAUAUUAUGUGUUAAAUAUUUACUUUGAUGUGAUUACCAUAUUUUUAUAUAAUGGUAUAGUGUUUUUAAAAGUUACUCCACCACAUGUCCAAAAACAUAGUAACAUUGAAGUAAUUGGUACUUUAGUGCUGCUUUCUUUUUGUUUUUAUAAUGUAAUUUUUUCAUUCUCAUUUCCCAUUUGGUACACACAAUGAUUUGCAUUAGCGUAUAAAAACAAAGACAUCUGUGACUUUUGCUGUACGCUCUUUUACAUAUAUGACAGAACAAUCAGUCAUGCUCUGUGACAUCAAAAAGACCACAUUCACACUAUAAUGAAACACCAAUGCAAAUCCUGUGAAUGAUCUCAGGAAUUACGGAUUGUCAUUUAAACUUUAAAUGGUUUAAAUCACAAGGAUUCAAAUUUUCCUUGAUCUUUUGAGAGAAAAGAAUUCAUUGUGCUAUGAAAACAUACUAUAAUUUUCAUAACUCCAAGAUGAUUUAUUGAAACUAAGCUGAAAAAUGUCUGUUUCUGUUCUUCCACAACUUUGUGAUAGACUAAAACCUUUGAGCACAUGCACAUGACCCAUCACGCCUUUUCUGUUUGCAGAAAAUUGGCUUGCCCACUUCCAGUCACAGUUUAGUAAGAAGAAUGUAACAGGGCUGCACAAUUAAUAAAAUAAACAAAAAACAUUACAAUUACAGCUGCCACAGUUAACAAAUCUUGAAAUGUUUCAAUUACAGCAUUCCGUUUAUGUAUACUCUCAACGAUUUCUACUGUUUGAAUAUUGUAGCCAAUCACAGACAUGUCUGUUGCUCGGUUUCUGUGAAAUACCACAAAAUAUCUCGAAAUUAUUUGCAAUUACAAUGUCAAGGGAAACAAUUGACAAUUAUGAUUUCUGUCAUAACCUGCAGGCUUAGAAAGUAGUAUAGAUACUAUCCUAAAUACUAGAAUAACUAAUGCUGUCCCUGGCUGAGUUGCACCUAUAGGAUCCCUAUGUUUGAAACAAGUGUUUUGUGAAUCUUCACAGUAUAAUUCAGGUUUUGUAAAGAGGCUGUUAUUGAUGGAUGAGAUGGUUAAACAUUAUACUGAAGCUGAUAGCAAACCUGCACUGUAUCUCAUUUCACAUGAGAAGAGAGAGUUUACAUCAGAGUUUUAAAGGAACAGCAAUAAAUAUAUAAAUAAAUUAAAGGUUGAAUUCUAAUGGUCAAAAUGAUGGUGGAAAAUGCUCAUUAAAAAACUUCACUAACAUUGUAAGU
This is a messenger RNA of Myxocyprinus asiaticus (Chinese sucker), 2379 nucleotides long. RefSeq names its product rho-related GTP-binding protein RhoN-like. NCBI's taxonomy places the organism in Eukaryota, Metazoa, Chordata, Actinopteri, Cypriniformes, Catostomidae. The coding region runs from base 48 to 842 and encodes 264 amino acids. The record is from RefSeq and is a predicted model, not a curated record. Gene Ontology annotation, molecular function: GTPase activity; GTP binding. Gene Ontology annotation, biological process: small GTPase-mediated signal transduction. The transcript has 5 exons.